UGUUAUAAUUUUACAAAAUGAAAUUAGUAAUUUCUGUAAUUUUUUUAGUGAUUUUAACCGUUGUUGUAUCAGUGCCUGCACCAUCGCUGAAAGAUGCACCAUCAUGUAGGAUAGAUCAGUGUCGAAUACCAUAUUGUCAAUGUUAUAAUACGAAACCAACACUCGCUUUAAACCAAAUUCCACAGAUUGUUGUUAUUUCAACCGACGAUGCGGUAACUGCAGGAAACUACGAAGCACUGUAUAAGUCAUUGUAUUCAGGCCGUAAAAAUCCAAACGGUUGUCAAAUAGGCGUAACGUUUUUUGUGCCUCAUGAGUACACGGAUUAUAGUGUUGUACAUGCUUUGUACGCAGCUGGUUUCGAAAUUGGAGUUAAUUCUAUUUCGAAAUAUCAUGAUGUGGAAUACUGGAAUACAGCUGAUCACAAUUUAUUAAAAGAUGAAUUUCUUGGACAAAAACAAAUAUUAGAAAAAUUUGCUAAAGUUAAUCAAGAUGUGAUACUUGGUGCUCGUACUCCAUUGUUACAAAUGAAUGGUGAUCUCACAUUUUGGGCUUACCAAAAUAGUUCGUUAGUUUAUGAUAACUCAUGGACAACUGUAAAAGAAACAGAGUGGCCAUACACGUUAGAUUAUAAAUCUGAACAAGAUUGUUUAAUUGGUAAAUGUCCAAAAGAAUCACAUAAGGGAUUUUGGAUACUUCCUAUCAACGAUUGGAUUGAUACAAAAGGUUAUCCGUGCGCAACAAUUCAUGGAUGUAUCUACAAGCCUAACGAUACCGUUGAAGCUACAUUUAAUUGGUUGAAAGACAAUUUUGAUCGUGUGUAUUACGGUGAAAAAAUUCCAUUCAAUAUCAUCGCAAAUGCUGGAUUAUUUACAAGUAAUUUUCGAGCAGCAUACAUUAAGUUCUUAGAUUAUAUACAAUCGUUUAGAGAUGUGUAUAUAGUAACUCAGAACCAUGCCAUCCGAUGGGCGACAAAUCCAUUACCAAUAGGUAAUGUUAAUUUGUUCCCAUGUGAUCCAGUUUAUGUCCAUGAUAAUGGAAAGUCCAGAACGUGUAAAUUGAAGAAAGGUGGUGAAGAUCGUUAUAUGACUAUUUAUGACGAAGCAUGUCCAAAAGUUUACCCAUGGGUUGGUAAUCCAAUGGGUAAUUAGUUUUUCGUUCGAAUAUAUUUAUUUUUUGUAAAAUUA
Messenger RNA from Chrysoperla carnea, 1184 nucleotides. RefSeq names its product chitin deacetylase 8-like. Gene Ontology annotation, biological process: carbohydrate metabolic process. The transcript has 5 exons. NCBI's taxonomy places the organism in Eukaryota, Metazoa, Arthropoda, Insecta, Neuroptera, Chrysopidae. Bases 18 to 1148 code for a protein of 376 amino acids. The record is from RefSeq and is a predicted model, not a curated record.